Messenger RNA from Mytilinidion resinicola, 1749 nucleotides. RefSeq lists its product as uncharacterized. The transcript is spliced from 3 exons. The record is from RefSeq and is a predicted model, not a curated record. The coding region runs from base 1 to 1668 and encodes 555 amino acids. Lineage: Eukaryota; Fungi; Ascomycota; Dothideomycetes; Mytilinidiales; Mytilinidiaceae.
AUGAGCCUUCGAAACCUCCCCCUCAUCCCAUUUUCAAGAGCGUUACUCUGGGUUCUUCUGUGCCUCUCCUCCAUGUGCCUGCACAUGAGCUACAACUCCGUCGUGUAUUCCUCGACCCCGACAAAUGAAUACAUUCGAGUACUGAGUCCUCAGAAUUUUUCCAGUCUGGACCUUUCCAGUGUCGCACCAGAUCACGGGCUUGAAACGUGCAGCGGCUUUGACGUCCUAUUAGUCUCGCAGCUCCAGGAAAAAGCGAACGCCGAUCAAUUGAAAAGGAUGAAGAGCAUAGAUUGCUACAAUAUCUACAAUUCUUCGAUCGUUUCUCACUAUGGCAACGUACUAGUAAUACUCAACAUGACUGGCGAGAAAUUUUUCACAUCCGGCUCGGUCUUUCCCGAUGCCCCAAACGAAUUCGAAAGCACCACUGAGGAUCCAGACGAAUCCAAAGACACCACCGAUAAAUGUAGCGGUCUUGAGGAGUGGGCAGCGAAUUCGUCCAGUCCUAUUGACCACUCCACAUCGACUAUAAAGAAUGAGUUGUUUCAGGACGGCGAGUGGAUAUACUCUUUGGGAAGUCCUGCACAACAUUAUCCGGUACUCUUCUGCUUGUCAGAAUACCGUGAUGACAAUGAGGAAAUAUGUACGGUGCACGUUAGCGUCCCAUUGCUACUAAUAACGCUUGGUCUCACUUCCUUAAAAACGCUGUUUAUGCUUGGCCUCCUUUUUCUUAUUAAGGCACCCCCACUCCUAAGCACUGGCGACGCUGUGGCCUCUUUCCUCGACAGAUCUGACGAAUGGUCGAAGAAGAGUAGCUUGUUGAGCAAGUCGAUAGUCAAGAAGACGGAGAGUGUCAACCGUGGAUGGCAGAUACCACCUCAGAGAUACAAAUCAAAGCGUCUGCAAUGGCAAAAGGUGACAAGUACACUUCGGCGAGCGUCUUUCCUCCUCUGGGUCGAAGGCGGCUUGAUCGUGGCGAUGACAUAUUCCGGGAAGACUACUUACAUAUCCGGCACCAACACCAUCUCGAACAACAGCAUCAUUGCUAAUGUAGUUCGCUCCAACGCUCUUCAAAUCUACGGUUCCGCGCUAUUUUUCCUUUUCAACGGAAUAAUUACCAGCGUGGUCCUAGCUGAUGAAUGGAGCCGGUAUGGAGUUCGCCGACGGGGUCUUCGCGUCUCAAGUAACCCUCAAGGCUCACAGCGCAGCACUUACUUCCUGUCCCUUCCAUAUCGAUGGUCAGUGCCCCUUUUGGUUGUCUCUGGGCUCCUCCAUUGGCUCCUCUCGCAAUGCCUCUACUUCAUCAGCGUGGAGGUUUGGGGUUACCAGUCCUCAGGCACCGAUCUUACCCGUGUAAGAUUACCCAGCAAAGACUUUAUCACAACAGGCAUUUCAAAACGUCCUGUCUACGGCAUAGUGGCGCUUUUUAGUUUCAUGAUUAUUGCGAUCAGCUUCGUUUUCACGAGAUUUACGAUUAGGUCGGAGAUGCCGAUUGCAGGAAGUUGUAGUGCUGCGAUUGCCGCAGCCUGUCACCCCGGAUUGUCGGAGCCUGAUGACGCAAGCUCAAGGCCGCUAUUAUGGGGGGCUGUGGAGAAAGAAGGAGGGCUAGUCCAUUGCUCGUUUUCCUGUCGUGCAGUGGGGAAGCCUGACGAUGGUCAGCUAUGUGCGUAAUCUCUUUUGUAACUUCUUAAUAACGGAAACAUAGCUUGUUAUAAAGUUAUAUAGACUCGAAAUCUUUAAAGCCUCUUUAAU